Lycium barbarum (goji berry) is the source of this 921-nucleotide messenger RNA. RefSeq lists its product as uncharacterized. Bases 27 to 545 code for a protein of 172 amino acids. Lineage: Eukaryota; Viridiplantae; Streptophyta; Magnoliopsida; Solanales; Solanaceae. The record is from RefSeq and is a predicted model, not a curated record. The transcript is spliced from 2 exons.
AUCCAAAUAAAAUAGACAACACUUCCAUGAAUGAUGAAGAACUUAUUUCUCUUCAAGAAAAAACUGAACAGUACGAUGAAGAUUCAUACAAGUGUCGGUAUUAUUUACUUAAUUGUCUAUCAGAUAAUUUUUAUGAUUAUUAUGAUAGAAAUUACUCUACUGCAAAGAAAAUAUGGAAAGCGUUGCAGAGUAAAUAUGAUACCGAGGAGGCUGGAGCGAAAAAAUAUGCUGCUAGUAGAUUUUUUCGUUUCCAAAUGGUGGACAACAAAUCAGUGGCAGACCAAGCCCAAGAUUUUAUAAUGAUCGUUGGAGAGCUCAGGUCCGAGGAUAUAAAAAUUGAGGAUAACCUUAUUGUUUGUGGCAUAAUAGAUAAACUUCCACCUUCAUGGAAGGAAUUUCAAAAAAAUAUGCGCCACAAACAAAAGGAAACCUCUCUUGAGACGUUGAUUAUGCGAAUCCGCAUGGAGGAAGAAGCAAGGGGCCAAGAUGCACUUUUGCAAACGGAAGAGAGCAACUUACAACCCGUCACAAAUAAGAUCCACUAACCAAGGCCUUGGCAAGAGAAAAGGUCUGGAGCACAUCGAGGGGGAUGGGAUUGAAGCCCAUAAAUUCAUGAGUCGUAUAUGAGGAAACCCAACCUGGGGACUAGAGAUCCUAUAACCAGGUUCAAUGGGAAAAACGAAUCAUAUGAUGACUUGUUGAGAAAAAUGCACUAUUUUAUUUAUUCCCUCCCUAUGAUGUAAGUGCAUUAUUCUGUAACAAUUUGUGGAGGUUGAGUUUAUAAACUCUUAAUGAAACUCUGUAGCUCGUAUGAGUGGGGUGUUAAGUUGCAAAAGCACUCUUGACAGAUUUCACCUAUGUGAGUGUGGAAGUAGGCCGCUUUCUAUGAGAAUUGGGCUCGUUCUCAAAAGCACUCAUGAA